AUGUCGAAUAUAACAUCAAUAUUAACAGAUUUACAUUUGUCAUCAAUCGCACGUACUCUAAAUGGUGUAGGUUCAAUUGAAAUUUAUAUGUUAUAUGCUAUUGGUGGUUUUGGUAUAUUAACAAAUUUAUUCACCAUAUUUUGUUUAAUAAUCAUACGAACAUUUCGUACGAAACACAGUUGUUUUUUAUUUCAUCAUUGUCUCAUUGGUUUAACAGAAUCCAUAUUAUGUAUACCAUUUGCAAUGUCCUAUUUCAUGAAUCAGAAAAAUAGUCCAGAAAAAAUGAUCAUUCAUUGUGAUUCAUUGGGACAUAUACAUUUAGCGUGUGUAACAGCUCAAGUAUUAAAUAUUGUGGCAAUGGUAGCUCUAGAAGCAUACAGAUUUGAAGAUUUGUUACAUCACGAGUCAACAACGUCAUUAGCAACAUCAACAUCCGCCAAAACACAACAGGACGAACAACAGUUAUAUCAUGCACAGGAUCAUCACCAUCACAAUCAACCACAACGGAAAUCAAGCGUAUUCAAAUCAACAAUAUCAUGUAGCUGUCUGAUAUUUGGCAUUGUUAUUAUAUGGUGUUCAUCUAUUAUCUUACAUUUAGGUAUUACAUGGAUUGGCUCAGAAGCAAAAAUCUAUUAUCAUACCGAUCAUCGUUAUUGUAAUUUUAUCAUAAGAGAAGAACGUGGCUAUGUAUUAUAUUUAAUGUGGAUUAUAAUCACAUUAUGUUCACUGAUCAUAACAAUUCGAUAUAUUCGUAAAGUGUAUGUAGAAGUUAAACAAAAACGGAAAAAAGACGCACCCUUAUUAUCGUUAUCGAUCAUCAAAGGUGUUGAUAUUGCGAAUAAAGCAUUAAUUAUGCAACAAAUAUUACAACGGAUAACAGCGUACAAUGUCAUAAUAGCACUAUUUAUAUUCUUCUGGUUUCCAUUAUUUAUUGUAACAUUAUGUGACACAAAUCCACUGUGUUAUACGUUAUUAAUACCAAAAUUUAGUGAUCUAUGUUUACCCUGUAUUAGAGACGAUAAACGAAAUCAAUAUGAUACAAUGAAAUCUUAUUAUAAUCGUGUAGGCGAUCGAUUUCACGAUUUAGGUAUGUGGGAAGAACAUCAACGAGAAAAGCAAAAACAAAUAAGGUCUCAAAGACAUCGAUUUUAUCGUUCGAAAAAAUCAAGUGCAACAACAACAUCAGCAGAAGACGACGAGUCCGAAAUGAUGGAAUUAAAUAGACUGCCGAAAAAAACGUUUAUCAAAAAAAAACAGCAACAUCAAUAUUCAAAUCGUCGUGGUAAUAAAUUAAUGAAUAAUACUUAUCGACGACCCAAUGAACAUCGUGAAUUUUUAAACACCUUACCGACAAUUGUUUCUACGUCUACACCACCGUCUUCAUCGCCUACAUUUAAACGAACGCUAUUUUCCGAUUCAAGUCGUACAACUACGCAUCAACCUCAAUCAUCGCCAUCACAACAUGCACAAAUAACAAGAAAUUCUUCUACAUCAUCGACUUCAUCGGUUUCUAGUCUUACAAAUGUGACGCCUGAAAAACACCAUUAUAAUAAAGCUGAAUCAAUUCGCUACCAACAACCACGACGUAUUCCUGUUGGAAGGCAGCAACAACACUAUACAGUUUAUAAUCAGCAGCAACCUUAUCAUAAAAAACGUCUGAUACAUUCCGAUGAGCAACAACGAAAACAACAAUUGAGCAAUGGCCUCUUGAUUAAAAUUAGUAAAAGAUAG
Didymodactylos carnosus is the source of this 1731-nucleotide messenger RNA. The record is from the annotation of a GenBank genome assembly. NCBI's taxonomy places the organism in Eukaryota, Metazoa, Rotifera, Eurotatoria, Philodinida, Philodinidae.